This is a messenger RNA of Pieris macdunnoughi, 882 nucleotides long. NCBI's taxonomy places the organism in Eukaryota, Metazoa, Arthropoda, Insecta, Lepidoptera, Pieridae. The record is from the annotation of a GenBank genome assembly.
AUGAGGAAACCUGUUCCCUGGUGGAACCAAACAUGUGAUGAUGCAGUUCGAAAGUCCAAAAAAGCCCUGAUACAGUAUAGAGCUUCACCUAGCAUUUCUAAUUUUAUAGAGUACAAAAAAACAGAUGCUCAAAAGAAAAGAAUACUUAAAGAAGAGAGUAUUAAUUCGUGGCACAACUUAUGUAGUAGUUUCAAUAGAAUGACACCUGUUUCUAGAAUAUGGGGUUACAUGAAAAGGUUCAAGAGAAUAGGUUCAUGUCAUGAUAGAUUUUUCAAUGAUGAAUGGGUGCCUUCAUUCAUAGAUAACAUCUCUGAUUCAAAUCAAAUAAAUUUAAACAAUGUAAGUGGUAUUUUAAAUGAUUCAUCUGAAAAUAACAGUAAUUCCUUUCUGAAUAAACCAUUUACAUUAAAUGAAUUGUACAUAUCCCUCAAAAGCAGAAAAGAUACAACACCAGGUUUGGAUAAUACACCAUAUAUUUUAAUCAAAAAACUACAUCCUAAUGCUAUAGAAAUCUUAUUAAAUAUUUAUAAUAGACUACUAGAAAACUUGUUAAUACCAGAUUCAUGGAAAACUCAGUGCAUCAUUCCCAUCUUAAAGCCAAAUAAAACUGCAAAUAAUCCAUCAUCAUACAGACACAUUUCAUUAUCAUCGUGUUUAGGUAAACUCUUUGAGAACAUGCUAAAGAUGAGAUUAGAUUAUUUUGCUGAAUCGGAAGGAAAGUUACCAGAUAUUCAGUUUGGAUUCAGGAAAGGUAGAAGUUGCUCUGAAAGCUUUGUAUCUUUCAUUGCUGAUCUCAAAAAAGCUAAGAUUAGUCACUCUAAUGUUGUUUGUGUCUUCUUAGAUGUUAAGGGUGCAUUUGAUAAUGUUGAUACAUACUUUUAA